GGCAAUCACGCCAAUUUACCACCAUCCUCCGCGUCUCCCUACGUGCACGCUAACACUAGCUACCUACUGUCGUUCGGCGAGCAAACUGUAGCAUUGUCUUCAUCAUCUAAAGACAGCCCAAUCUACACGCCCCACGUUGCGACGUCAGGCACGAACAGCGCAACGAGCAGACCUCCCCCAAUCACAACCAUCACUUCCCAGGACCACCACAGCAACAACCUUCUGUGCCUGUAGACCACAGCAGCGUCCUCAUUUCCAACCAUUGCAGCACCAAAAUCAGCCUGUUCGCAUCCGCUUUUUUUCCCUGUGUCUGGUGGAUCCCCGUCGUCGUCUCCCGGUCGCCCGCUCUGGCUCCCUAACCGCCCGCUGCUUUUCUACACCCGCCUCCUUCCUCGCCUUCAGUCUCCUCCUCUCCGUCAUCCUCAGGUGGCAACUGGGGCCGGCAGCAGCCCCCGCCCCAACGCUGGUCUCCCGAGUCGAAAAAAGCACCUUACUGCCUGGCUGCGGAGCCGCCAGCGAAAAGAAGACGCACAGAAUAAAAGGCAGAACGCCAAGCCGAAGUUCUCCCUGCAGAGAAGCCGCAGUUACCUGUAGCCGUUUCCUACUUCAGGAGUAACCCUAACCCUAAUCCUCAAGGGGCAUUACCCAUCAGGACCCUGGCCUCAAGACACCAGCCGCGGCCAGUGUGUGUCCUGCAUGAAGGACAAAGCCACUCAGACCCCCAGUGCCUGGGCAGAUGAGCAGAGAGACUCACACACAUGCUCGGCCUCCUGGGGAAGCACCGACCAGCUCAAAGAGAUCGCCAAGCUGCGGCAGCAGCUCCAGCGCAGCAAACACAGCAGCCGUCACCAUCGUGACAAGGAGCGCAAAUCUCUCAGCCAAUCACAGAGUAAGAACAUUUUGAUCCCGAUCCCGAUAUCCAAGUCGACGGUAUCGCGUUUCCGGAACAGCGUGGAGGGACUGAACCAGGAGAUUGAGCGCAUUAACAUCCGCGACUCAGGGGAGGGCGAGGAGCAGCUUACACCGCAGGACGUCCCCGAUGGCCACCGCGCCCCCCCGCCUGUCCCCCAGCGCAGUAGCAGCACCCGUAGCAUCGACACGCAGACCCCCUUGGGCAGGGGAGGCGAUGGUAACCACAGCAACAGCAGCAGCCGCUCUCAGUCUGUGUCGCCCUCCUUCCUCUCUGUCAUCAACGACACGCGGGGGCGGAGUCCGUACCCCAGCGAAGAACGGCUGACCAACAGCCAGGAGAACGACCUCAGCUCCAGCUCCCCUUUACCCAAAUACGCCUCAUCCCCAAAACCCAACAACAGCUACAUGUUCAAGCGCGAGCCACCCGAGGGCUGUGAGAGGAUCAAGGUCUUUGAGGAAACACCGCCCAGGCCGGAGAUUUCUCAGGUCCUCUGCCCUGACAGAAACAAGGUCAACUUCAUCCCCAAGAGCGGCUCCGCCUUCUGCCUGGUCAGCAUCCUCAAACCCCUUCUGCCCACGCAGGAGCGCCCCCUCAAGGCCUCGUUCGGGAUGGGGGUGCGUAGCCUGUCGCCCACCGUGGGGCCCACCCUCACUGUGGAUCAGGAGCAGAGAGUCUCCCGCGGGACCAUCACCUAUACCCAGCAGCCCUUCCUCUCCAGACAUCUGGAGGAGCCUGAGACUUAAGAGCUCUGCUGGGGGGAAAAAAAAACGAGAAACGACACCGUUUUUUCACGUUUUACCUUCACCACAGUUCAAAUGCCUUUUUUUCUACUCGGACUGUUUGAAACGUGCACUUCACAUGUACCCUCCUCAAAUGAAAAAGAUGUAAAUGCUUUUGUUACGCAUUCGAGAUUCAACAUUUUACAUUGGUUUACAUUUUUACGUAAUAUUUUGCCAUGUGCCAUGAGUCUUUUAACAGAAACAUGAUCAAGUGAAAUGGACAUGACAUAUUGAGGUUCUCUGGUAGACCAAGAAACGUGGGGUCUGCUUGGUCUCCACAGCAACUUAAUCCAUGAAACCUUGGCCACCCAGUUAUGAUUGUGGAGUUCAGGUUGUAGCGCCGCCCAGGCCCUUGGCCAGACACCAGGAGAAAAAAAUAUAAUGUG
This is a messenger RNA of Megalops cyprinoides (Indo-Pacific tarpon), 2078 nucleotides long. Its product is annotated as protein FAM117B-like. The transcript has 8 exons. NCBI's taxonomy places the organism in Eukaryota, Metazoa, Chordata, Actinopteri, Elopiformes, Megalopidae. Bases 697 to 1656 code for a protein of 319 amino acids. The record is from RefSeq and is a predicted model, not a curated record.